Echinostoma caproni is the source of this 396-nucleotide messenger RNA. The record is from the annotation of a GenBank genome assembly. Lineage: Eukaryota; Metazoa; Platyhelminthes; Trematoda; Plagiorchiida; Echinostomatidae.
UUGAGCGUCCGUCGGCGUGAUCCUCUUCCGGAGUGGGAUCCUAGCGUUUAUUAUCGUAGUUUGAUCAUUUCCGAACUGCCGAGUACAGACGAAGUUGCAUUGAACAACAUGACGGAGUUCUUCACCGCCCAGGGACUUCCGCCAGUUUUAGUGCGAUAUUUUGCACCCGGACGCAAAAUUCCAUCCGAUCUCAAGCGCUCCCAAGGAUUGCACCCGCUACUUGGCACAAAAGCCAGCUCAGUUGUCGAAUUCAGCACUCGAGAACAAGCUUCAAAAGCUAUUGCCGUCAUCAACCUAAAAUGCCCUGGAGCUUAUGUUCAUUUUUUGAGUGACGGUGCAAAGAAAGCAUCCGAUGAGAAUCCGAAAAAGAAAGAAAAAAGAGAAAAGAAAUCGUGA